Penicillium hordei is the source of this 234-nucleotide messenger RNA. RefSeq lists its product as uncharacterized. Bases 1 to 234 code for a protein of 77 amino acids. The transcript is spliced from 2 exons. The record is from RefSeq and is a predicted model, not a curated record. Lineage: Eukaryota; Fungi; Ascomycota; Eurotiomycetes; Eurotiales; Aspergillaceae.
AUGCGGGGUAGGUUCAAUUGGAAGCCGCCCAACCUGAUCACUGCAGAACUGGAGAAGCCGCAAGUCUUCCACGACCUUUCGAAUAUGAACAGCAAGGACAUUGCCUUCACCAUCCGCUCCGUGUUCAUCAUCGACCCUGCCAAGAAGAUCCGCCUGGUUAUGGCCUACCUCUCCUCCACUGGCCGUAACACAGCAGAGGUUCUCCGGUUUAUAGACCCAGUCUCUCUAGAAUAG